CGCACGACUGUAUGUUAUCGUCUUAGACUAAAGGUUUGGAUGAUCUGAUAAUUUAUAUUUUGACCGACCUAGUUAGCUAGGAGAAUAAAAUAUUUGUGAGUUCCAUCCAUUCUUCAAUCUCCACAACAAGAGGUUACAUAUGUACGCCUAUCGUAUGAUAUAAGCAUGCAUUCAUACUUAUUAAUACGAUGAAUCACUAUAAAUUGAUUAUUACUUUUAGAUUAAAUGAAUAUCGGGGUACGAGUUAGAGAAUUAGGGACAUAGGUUCAUCCAUUGGAUGUCAGGAUACGAUAUCAUGCCUCAAGUUCUGGUAAAUUCAUUAACUAAAUAGCAAGACUCGACAGACACACGAAAUACGUAUUUAAUUUAAAUUAUAUUUUUAGUCCCUGGGGUGAAAGAUCGAUCAUAGAAAAUCAUGUGAAAGGAGGCAUCGGAAGGAGAAGGGCUUCAUUCAUGAUUAUAACUUCAUCGAUCUUCCCCUUUUUCUCUCUUUCUCCAACAUUUCAUGUGAAAGGAUGAAAUGCAAACCUUCACAAGCAAUUUUUGUUUUUCCUUCCAAGAGGGAGGAACAUCAUUGGCACGUUGAGUAAAAACCCUAGCAAAAUACCCAUUUCUACGUACAAUUCCAAUAAAAAAAAACAUUAUAUUAUUUCUUCUCAAUUUUUUUCAAUUUUCCCGCUUUUAUAUUUGAAAAUAUAAAUGAGUUGAAAUUAAAUUUUAGAAAACCAAAUAUUUGAUCUGUUUGGGUUGGGUUAUUACUGGAAACAGCAAGUCUGUAGAGUGAAGUGAAAUCACCCACCCGCUGGGUUUCUAUAUAUUCUGAUGCAAAUUUAUGAAAUGCCAUCCUCUUCUUCUCUUUUUCACCCCAUUCCAUCAUCAAUUCCCCCACUCUCCUAUCACUAUUUCACUUCUCAUCUUCCCGUAUUUUUUCUGUGUGUAUUAAAUCAUUCUACACGGUACCCAUGUUGCUCGGUGCGUUAACACGCGCGCGGGCGUCAAACAACUAUAUAAGUCAUAAAAAAAUAUAUAUAACAUAUGAAUGGUUCACACUGUUUAGUAUAAACAGUGCUAACCCACGAGAAACAAAGUCUUCAUGGUCGAUAUAUUACUUAGCUUUGUGCCGCUACGAAUUAUCAAACACCGCGCGAGAUGGUUUCGUAACAGCCUAACCCUAAUGAUCGUGUUGAUAAAUAAACCAAAAUACACCCCCAAUUAGUAUUUGAUGGAUUCUCGAACGUAUAACUUAUACAACAGUAGCGCCGUUGAAGUAAGGCAAAGGCAUGCACACAUAUUGGCAUGAGAUACGUGAGGCCCUUAAAUUCAGAUUUUAAAUGCACCCAAAAAGUUUCACACAAAAACAACCCAAAGAGAAUGAGAAUUGAAUUUCAAAGAAGUACACACAAAUCUAUAUUCUGAAUACUGAUAUUCAACCCUUCAAAAAAAAAAAAAAAUUGUCAAAAAAAAGAAUGAAAAUAAAUAGCCUAUCACUCGCAUGGUUCUAACUUCAAUGCUUCUUCUUGAGAAAAAGUCAGAGUUAAAAUAAGGGAAAGUAAGAAUGUGUAGGAUUUAUGUAGGGCAGUAAAUAAGCAGAUAUAUAGAGGUUAGAUGGUUAGAUAGGAUAGGGGGGAACAUAUAUGUUUGUGAAAUAUAUAUAAUUUGUGUAUAUAUAGAGGUAAUUUUGGUUUUUUACUUUCAGAGGUAAAUUUAAUAUGAGUAAUUAUAUAUAAUUGGUUGACCACUAAUUUUAUCAAUCGAUAAAACUAACAUCAUGCCAUCUUAUAAAAAAAAUAUUUGUCAUAUCUGCUAGAGUUGUCGACACAAGUUUGUGUCGAUGAUUAAGUUAUAUAUGACCCGUUAUUUUAUAGUGAAUGAUUUUUUUCUUUACAUUAAAUAUCAUAUACACACACUCAUAUACUAAGACAUACAUUGAUUUGUAACGAUUCAUCACACUAAUAAUUAUCAUUGUUGACUGCAUGACUAUAUAUCGUAAGUAAGGAGUAUUAGACAUUAAGUUCUUUUAUUCAAACAACAAUAGUAGUAGUAGUAUCAUAUGGGUGAUCACUCUGGUUGGUAGAAAUUACUAGAUCGUUUACUAAACACUCUAUGUGUCCGUUACUAGCACUAUUGAAUGGUCAAUUAACUAAUAGAGAAUCGGGAGGUUGUUUAUGAUAUUGUGAUCCUUAGAUGAACGAUGAGUAGAAAUCUAAAGUCAUAAUAAUCACUCCUCUCUUUCAAUUUUGUUCCCUAGUACAUAUCAUAAAACUUCAAUAAAAUUGGAAAAAUGUAUGUAUUCAUAAAAUUUGUCAGGAAAAUACAGUGAUCUCACACCACCUCAUGGCUGAGUAUCAAACAAACAACUCUUGAUUGAUUAUUUGACUAGACAGCAUGAUUGAUAUGAAUUUUUUUCUUUUCUAUUGUGUUGUAAUUUGCAGAAAGCAAAGCUAGCUACCCUGUUCAUGAUUCUGAGUGUGUGAGGGAGUAGUUGUUGAAUUUGUACUGGAAAAUUAAGAUAGAGAGAGAGAGAGAGAGAGAGAGAGAGAGAGAGGGGGUAGCUUAGGGCAGCAGGCUUAGCUAGCUCCCACUGUGGCCUCUGACACACACAGCAGAGUGUGAGUGUGCUGUGGAGUGUGAGAGUGAGCAGCUAGUGGUGGAAAAUGGCCUUCAAAUUAAUACCCUGCUGCCUGAUAGUGCAAGCAAAGCAAAGCAAAGCAAAGCAACCCCAAACCCAAACCCAAACUCAAAACCCAAACCCAACCCAACACUUCAAUAGACUCAAACCAACCAAAGAACCACCCUUUUCUCUUCAUUCCACUUAAGAAUGUAAUUAGCCCUAAUUAAUAGCAGUGGUCAAGGAAACCAAGAGAUCAGCUUCAGAAAGCACCAAUUUUUUUUUCCAGCUACCAUAAAACACUUGAUGUUGUGGUGUAUUAGUAAAUACUAAAUAGUAACAAUUUUGCCCUCAAGGCUUUACCUUUUUUGGCCUUAUCUUCUCUCUCUCUCUCUCUCUCUCUCUCUUGUGGGCAUUCAACACUAGUGCUGUAAGCUGUUUUUAAGUGUGUGGGUUUAUCUCCAUUCAGUAACCCUCCAAAAACUCUCCUUCUCCAACUUCCUCCCUCCCUCCCUCCUCAAUCCUUCACCAUCUCCUCCUCUUCUUCCUCCUUCACAAACAGCAAACCAGAGAGAGUGAGUCCACUGCAGCCAUUACUAUGGUUCCCUUCUAGCUUAGCUAGCUCCAUAGCUUCUUAUAUAUACACAUAUAGAGAAGCUUUGUGUGGCCUUUUUUUGAGUGCUUUUUUGACUCCACCCCCUUUUCCCCCCUUCCAUUCUUUACUACAGUGUCAGAAAAACAUAUCUGCACUAUAGUCAGAGGCUGCUAGAACAAGAAGAAGAAGAAGAAGAUGGGAGCAUUAAUGGUGUUGUUUUGUUCUGGUGGGAAAAUAGCUGCUGCAACCUAGCUCCUUUCUUCUCCCACCUUUGGUUUGCUCUCAUUCUCCUUCUUUUCACUUUCUCACUUGUCCACCUUCAAGUGGGUUUUUUUAGUAGUAUAGUAGUUGCAAUUUCUUGGACCUUUUUGGCUAGCUUGGUCAAGAUUUACAUCAAUGGCUGAUAUCUAGCUAUAGUGGGUGACUGACUGUUCCUCUCCUCAGCAAUGAUCCUGUUCUUCUUCAUCAUUUGAAUCCUUUUUUUUCAUAUUAGGGGGAUUUUUUUUUUUGUGGGUUUAAUUAAUAUUUCCUUUUUCUUGGGGUCUAGCCUGUCCCUUUUCUCCCCAUCUUCCAUUUUGGUUGAUACCAAAUCUAGAGACAGCAAAUUCACAAACAACAACAACAACAACAAAUGGAGGUGUCAAGUAAUGAAGAUCAAGACAUCCCUAUCCCCAUCAACACCUCCUACGGCCACUUCAUCCACCACCACCACCAUCUCAAUCCACCACCCGCCGCCGCCGCCACCGUCCCUCCCAUCUCCACCGCCCCACCGCCGCCACCAGCCACCGCCGUGAGCCACAACAACGGCACCAACAACAACACCACCACCGCACUCACCAUACUCCUCGACGACCACCAACAAAAGAAGAGAGGCGGCGGCAGCAACGUGAGGUACAGAGAGUGCCUGAAGAACCAUGCAGCCUCGAUGGGCGGGACGGCCACCGACGGCUGCGGCGAGUUCAUGCCCAGCGGCGACGAAGGCACCAUCGAAGCCCUCACCUGCUCCGCCUGCACCUGCCACCGCAACUUCCACCGCAAAGAACAACUCGACCUCCUCCCCCUCCAUCACCACCACCACGGCAGAAUCGUCACCAACAACCACCACCACAAUAACAACAACAACAAGGCUCAGCCGCCGCUCCUCCUCGGCCACCCGCAACACCACCACCACCACACGCCGCCGCCUCCCUUGCCGCACCACCACCACAUGCUCAUGUCCUACAACAUGGCCGCGGCCGCGGCAGCAGUAGGAGGAGGAUCGCUGUCGCAAUCGGACGACCACGACGGAGGAGUGCUGCAAGAAGUCGACGAUGACGGUAGGAUGGCGAUGACUCCCGGUUCUGCCGCCGCAGCGGCGACCAGUCAUCAUCGCCAUUACAACAACGGCGGCGGCCAGGGGACGGGGACGGGGAAGAAGAGGUUCAGGACGAAGUUCAGCGGGGAGCAGAAGGAGAAGAUGCUGGCGUUCGCGGAGAGCGUCGGGUGGAGGAUCCAGAAGCAAGAGGAGAGCGUGGUGCAGAGGUUCUGCCAGGAGAUCGGCGUCAAGCGGCGGGUGCUCAAAGUGUGGAUGCACAACAACAAGCACCACCACGCCUCCGGUCAACAACACGCUGCUUCUUCUUCUGCCGGCGGCGGCGGCGGUGAGGCGCCUGUCAUUGCCGCCGCUACUACGUCUAUCAUUCACCCGCCGCCUUCAACGGCUGCUUGAUUAAUUAUUUAGUUGGUUAGUUAUUAUCGUUGGUAUUAUUGCAGCUAUAAUCACGGGAUUAAUUAAGCUUUACGAUUUACGAGCCUGCAUGAUGAUGAUGAUGAGGUUGUUAAGGUUAAGUACGUACGUAUGUACGGGUUAGUUAAUUAGUAGAUAACUAAUGAUGAUGAUGGUGGUGAUUAUGUUACUCACUCCUGUUCCAUGCUAUUUUAUGAGUUUCUGGUAAUUUUAAUUAUUACUGUGGUUGAUUAAUUAUUGUUUGGUCAUUAAUAAUCACUUUCUACGAUGGAGUUCAUCUGUAGUCAUGAGUGGUGUUAUAAAUACAGUAUGUUACGUGACGUACACAUCAGUUUGCGAGGUUCGAGGGCAAGAGAUAAAAUAGAUGUACAAGCUGGCUGCUUUACGUGUAUGUGUAAGCAAAGAGUACAAACAAUUCUGUUUUUUUUGGGUAAAUAUUUGAGACAUGGGGUAUAUAUAUAAUAAUUAUAUGUCGAUGAAAGAAUAUUACCUUUUUGUUUUGUUGUUGUUACUUCUUGAUUGCAUUCUCUUUUACUGUUUUUUUUUUUGUGUGUGUGGGAUUGAUUCUCUUUAUAUUCCUUGGUAUACUAUGUGGUUGUUUGGAAGUUGCGAUUGUUAAAUAGAUGUAUUGUUGAGAAUGCAUGUAUAAUAUUAUACAUGUAUUGUCGAAUUUGAUGCAUUCUAUAAUACAACGUUUGGUAUGUGUGAUUGUGUAUGUCGCAUCAGCUAAAAACUGAGACAAAACAAUCUCAACUCAACUAUCUCAACAAUCACAACUAAAAGUUGAGAUAUAACAAUCACUCAAAAUGAGUGAUAGUUUCUGUCACAUCACAAAACUGCUAAAAAAAUAAAAAAAAAAUGAUGCAUUGUAAACAAUACAUGCAUAAUGACAAUCUCAACAAAACUAUCGCAACUUCCAAACGACCCCAUAUAAAAAUCUUAAAAGUACGUAAAUAAUUUGAAUAUAAGUGACUUCUAAACUAAAAACCAGUCUAAAUGAUAAAAAUUACUAGACCAGAUUCAUAUUAGCUCCUUUUACAAUUUUACUAUAUAUCAGUGUAUACAUGCGUCACUUGUAAGUAAUUAAAUUAAGUAACCAAUUGCUCUAAAAUAGACGGAUUUAUUAGGUAUUUUUUGGUGUGCAUUUUCUUACUAUUAUAUUAAAUUUUUAUAUUACUUUAGUAAAAUUAAAAUAUACAUCAAAAGUAACUAAUAAUUUCUUGAUAAUUGAUUUUCAAAUUACACGAUAUCUGAAAUUUCAUUUUUUUCCUUCUUUUUCACUUUGGGGACAUAUAUUAAUAUCAUGAUAUUGAAGCCGCCAUGUAAUUCCCGAAUUCAUACUACUAUAUGAUCUCCCAAUGCUUUGGGUUUACCCAAAUUAUAUAAAAUUCCAUGUCAAAUUAUAUGGAUCCCCUUAUCAUGCCCUCAUGCAAACCAAACAAUGAAUCCGAAUAUUAAGUGAAUUCUUACACCUCAACCUACAAUACACAAGAGUUCUUCAAAUGCAUGAAUUCAACAUUACGUGUUUAACAAACAACCCCUAAGGUAACACGGGAAAGUUCGAAACAACUCCGGCCGGCCGGCCGGCCGUUAGAAGGAAGAAAUUCCGACGACACGGCGGCGUCAUUUUUUGAUAUAUGAAAGAUGGACGGCAAAGAGUAAAUGCAUCUCCUAAUCUCGGGCCCUGAUUUUGGUGCUAGGGGUUUGGAGACCAAAAGUGUCGACCCAAAAGCUAAGUCAGCAGCCUCCAUGGCCAGGUUCAAACUUCAACGACCAUGCAACAAGCUAGCUGCCUAGCUUCAUAUCUUCUUGACCUCUCAACAAUUCGAGUUAUUGGUACUAACUGGUUUAGGAUAAAGUUCAUGGUAUAUAUGUAAAUUAUCAGGGGACAACUCUUCAGAUAAAUUACAUCAAAGAUG
Linum trigynum is the source of this 6848-nucleotide messenger RNA. The record is from the annotation of a GenBank genome assembly. Lineage: Eukaryota; Viridiplantae; Streptophyta; Magnoliopsida; Malpighiales; Linaceae.